AUGUCAAAAACAAAAACGGUUUAUUUAGAGGUUAGAAUCUACAAUUAGUCAUGUUUUAAGAAUAAAACAUUUUCUAAUACUGCGAUAAAAAUUGAAUCAAUACUUUUAUAGUUUAAUUGUAAUUUAAUUAUUCAAGCAUAUAAUUGCUUGGAGAAAUGAAUGCACCUAAGCCGGCAGUUGGUCCUGCUCAGGAAUUCAGUAUUCGAGUUCCAAAAAAUACAAAGAAAAGGCACAAUGUGAUGAGAUUCACGUCAACUUUGAACGUGGAUUUUACAAAAUGGGCACAAGUUAAAAUGGAACGUGAAAAUAAUUUACGAGAAUAUAAAGGACAAGAUGAAGAUGCUCCGAAAUUUGGCGCUGGUUCGGAGUUUGGUCGCGAUGCAAGGGAGGAGGCUCGAAAAAAGAAAUACGGAAUUAUAAGCAGAAAAUACAAACCCGAGGAUCAACCCUGGAUUCUUAAGGCUGGCGGUAAAACUGGAAAAAAAUUCCGCGGAAUUAAAGAAGGUGGAAUCAGUCAAUACGCGUCUUAUUAUAUUUUCACUCACGCUCAAGACGGAGCCAUUGAGGCUUUUCCUCUCAAUGAAUGGUUCAACUUUCAACCGAUUCAAAGGUACAAGACACUAAGUGCGGAGGAAGCGGAAGCAGAAUUCGCUCACAGAAAUAAUGUGGUGAAUUAUUUUUCCCUGAUGAUUAGAAAGAAAUUGAAGAACGAUGAAGAGGGUGAAGAUGAUGAGGAUAUGAAGGAGGAUGGUAAAGGUAAGAAGGGAAAUAAAAAAUCCAAGGAAUUCAUGAUUUCAGAAAUGGAUGAAUGGAUGGUGAGUGAUGAUGAUAGUUCAAAUAGUGAUGACGAUGAGGACAAGAAGAAUUCAGAUGAGGACGAUGGUAAAAAGGGGAGUAAAAAAUCAAAGAAAAUUGACGCCAAGAAGAAAAAGAAGAAGAAGGAUGAUUUUGAAGAUGACGAUCAUGCAUUUGAAGAGAGUGAUGAUGGUGAUGAGGAGGGACGAGAAUGUGACUACAUGUCCGAAUCAAGUGAAUCGGGGUCAGAUUUAGAGGAGAAAAAGGAAAUCAAAUCUGUCGCCGAGGAGGAUGCUUUGAGGAAAUUACUCGUCUCAGAUGAGGAGGACGAUGAUGAAGACGAGAAGGAGAAGAAGGAUGAUGAUGACGAUAAACAUGAAGAGGAUGGAAAUAAGGAGGCUGACAAGGAAAAGGACAAGUCGGGAAAAGAUGGAGAGAAGCGAAAAGACAAGAAGAAAAAGAAGAAGAGUGUUCAGAAAAAAGAUGUGAAAAAAUCAACGACUGGAAAGGAUUCGUCGAGCGACUUUUCCAGCGAGUCAGAUUCUGAUUCCGAUGUGCCUAAGGAAAAAGAAAAGGACAAAAAGGCGAAUAGUGCCCAUAGUUCCAGAUCAACGACACCAACUCCUGCAGCUUCCACUUCUGACUUAAUGAAAAGAAAAAUAAAUGCCUCUCCAGAUUUGUCUCAAACGAAGAAAAUGAAGUUGGAUAAUUACACUUCAGUUCCCACGCCAUUUACUCCAAGUUCAAGUGAAUCUGGAAUAACGGAAGAGGCAGUGAGACGUUAUCUCAUGCGUAAACCAAUGACAACAACUGAAUUACUGCAGAAAUUUAAAUCGAAAAAAACAGGCUUAACAUCAGAACAAUUAGUUAAUACAAUGACAGGAAUUUUAAAACGUAUUAAUCCAACGAAACAAACAAUUAAAAAUAAAAUGUAUCUAUUUAUAAAGUCUCAACCUAAUUAGGGACACGCGCAAUUUUUCCCUUUCUUUUUUUAAAAAAAAAGUGUAUGUUUAAUUUCAUUAUUAUCAACUUUUCUUUGUUUGCCGUUUCUAAUCGUACUGUUUGUGUAAAUAAUUUUAAAAAAUUGUUUGCCUCAAUAAAGGCGUAAUUACACAAUA
Molecule: messenger RNA, 1913 nt
Organism: Leptopilina heterotoma
Lineage: Eukaryota; Metazoa; Arthropoda; Insecta; Hymenoptera; Figitidae
Gene: TfIIFalpha
Product: general transcription factor IIF subunit 1-like
Exons: 6
Coding region: 156-1757 (533 amino acids)
Biological process (GO): positive regulation of transcription elongation by RNA polymerase II; transcription initiation at RNA polymerase II promoter
Cellular component (GO): transcription factor TFIIF complex; nucleus
Molecular function (GO): DNA binding; RNA polymerase II general transcription initiation factor activity; TFIIF-class transcription factor complex binding
Source: RefSeq, a predicted model, not a curated record